AAUUGAAUCCUUUUGAUUCUUUUAUAACUACUAGCAGUAUUAUUUACUGAAUUAACCAAGCAAACAAACAAAAGAAGCUACAAAUUGUAAAUAACACAGCGCAUAACAUUUAACAAACGAAAUGAUUUGAUUUGCUUCUCUCUCUCUCAGAGUUUCUGGUUGAUUUUCUCGUGAAUCAAACGGGGAAGAAGCAAGACGAACAAAAUCUCAAGCUAAUUCAUUCGUCCUGCUACUGCUACUGCUACUGCAGCAGCUACUUACUCCGACUGAUCGAUCCCUGAGUAUGAGGCUUCCUUCCCCUAGUCCCGUUGAACCGAGGCACCGACUAUCCACUCAAACUGAUGAGACAAGCAAGAGGAGAUCUCUGAGAAAUCGAGAUACCAAAGAUCUCGAGAAGGGAGCCUCCUUUCAGUAUAGAAACUGGACUGCCAAGUUCUCUACUCUCAAACUUGUGUUGCUUCUCAUUCUCCUUGGAACUCUCUAUACUCUCUUCCGUUCACCAGCUGUUCACAUUCCAGAUCAUCCCUACUCCAAUAAUAACAACUCUAGAUGGACGAUAGAGUCAACUGCACUUGAUCCUCGCUAUGUAUCUACAGCUGAGAUUAACUGGGACCAUAUCUCAGACGUUGUGGAGAAACUGACGGGAAAGAGCGAGUACCAAGGAGUUGGAUUUAUAAACCUUAACGAUGAUGAGAUUGCUCAAUGGAAGAAUCUGAUACCUGACUGCGACCAUGUUGCGCUGCAUUUAGACCACAUGGCGAGUAACAUAACUUGGGAGUCUUUAUACCCUGAAUGGAUCGAUGAAGAGGAACAGUUCGAAGUCCCCACUUGCCCUUCUCUUCCUUGGAUUCGAGUUCCUGGAAAGCCUCGUCUUGAUCUUGUAGUCGUCAAGCUUCCGUGCAACAAAGCAGGGAAGUGGUCGAGGGAUGUCGUUAGAUUGCAUUUGCAGCUUGCGGCUGCUCGUGUGGCUGCUUCUUCUAAAGGGCUUCACGAUGUGCAUGUGCUUUUGAUUACUGAUUGCUUUCCUGUUCCUAAUCUUUUUGUUGGAAAGGAGCUUGUUGCCCGUCAAGGCAACCUGUGGCUCUUCAAGCCUGACCUUCAUAUGCUGAGGCAAAAGGUACAGCUGCCUGUUGGUUCCUGUGAACUUACAGUUCCUCUUAAAGCUAAAGAUACUUUCUACUCAGCAAGUGCAAAGAGAGAAGCAUAUGCCACCAUACUGCACUCUGCUAAUUUUUAUGUCUGUGGAGCCAUAACAGCGGCACAGAGCAUUCGGAUGGCUGGCUCUACACGAGAUCUUGUGAUACUUGUUGAUGACUCGAUAACUGAGUACCAUAGAAGUGGCCUGGCUGCCGCUGGAUGGAAGAUUUAUUCUAUUCAAAGGAUAAGGAAUCCGAAAGCUGAAGCAGAAGCAUACAACGAAUGGAACUACAGCAAGUUUCGUCUUUGGCAAUUGACUGAGUACGACAAGAUCAUCUUCAUUGAUGCUGAUAUGCUUAUCCUUAGGAACAUUGACUUCCUCUUUGAGAUGCCCGAGAUAUCUGCCACCGGAAACAACGCGACCCUCUUCAACUCCGGUGUGAUGGUGGUUGAGCCGUCAAACUCCACAUUUCAGCUACUUAUGGAUCACAUCAAUGAGAUCGUGUCGUACAAUGGAGGAGACCAAGGCUACCUUAACGAAGUCUACACGUGGUGGCAUCGGAUCCCGAAACACAUGAACUUUCUGAAGCAUUUCUGGGAAGGUGACGAGCCUGAGAUAAAGCAGAUGAAGACGCGUCUCUUCGGAACUGACCCUCCUAUUCUCUACGUCCUUCAUUACCUUGGUAACAAACCUUGGCUAUGCUUCAGAGACUAUGACUGCAACUGGAAUGUCGACAUUCUGCAGGAGUUUGCAAGCGAUGUAGCUCACAGAACCUGGUGGAAAGUGCACGACGCCAUGCCUGAGAACUUGCAGAAAUUCUGUCUGCUGAGAUCGAAACAGAAGGCGCAACUGGAAUGGGACAGGUUGCAAGCUGAGAAAGGAAACUACACGGAUGGACAUUGGAAGAUUAAGAUCAAAGACAAGCGACUAGAGACUUGUAAUGAAGACUUCUGCUACUGGGAGAGCAUGCUUUGGCACUGGGGUGACAAGAACUGGACUGACAAUUCUACUAACUCUUUAUCACCACCACCACCACCACCAGCACUUAAAACUCCUCUUUCUUCACUGUAAGCUCUGUUAUUUCUUUACCGUAUAGUUAUAUUUUUCUGGGUAUACAACAGUCAUAGUUCCUCUAUAGAUGUCGAGUUCCAUACCUUUAAUGAACCCAGUGAAUGAAUCUCAUGUUGUGCACUGAA
Messenger RNA from Raphanus sativus (radish), 2334 nucleotides. Its product is annotated as putative UDP-glucuronate:xylan alpha-glucuronosyltransferase 3. Gene Ontology annotation, biological process: xylan biosynthetic process. Lineage: Eukaryota; Viridiplantae; Streptophyta; Magnoliopsida; Brassicales; Brassicaceae. Gene Ontology annotation, molecular function: glycosyltransferase activity. The transcript has 4 exons. The coding region runs from base 284 to 2209 and encodes 641 amino acids. The record is from RefSeq and is a predicted model, not a curated record.